GCGAUGAUGUCACACUCGUUCACUUCAAAGGGGAUGCCGCGGCUCGUCACGUGUGCGCGCGCUCCUGCAGGACGGUCCGAGGCUGCGGAGGAUGAGGAGGAGAGCUGAAGACAGGCGCAGGACGGACAGCCGCCUCUCUAUAUAUCGCCAUGCUCAGUCUACUGCGCCCCCUGCUGGCCGCCGGCCUGCACCUGCUGCUGCUGCCGCCCGGUGGUCUCUGCAGUUUCCUCCGGUACAACAACGGCUUUCACUACCAGGACAUCAACAACGGAAACGGGAACGGAGAGAUCUAUUUUAACGGCGUGCGUCUCCACGUGGAAUCCCCCGAGCCUUCGGUGUCGGCCACCAGAGGAAGCAGCGUCACGCUUCCCUGUCACUUCCACUACGAGCCCGAGCUGACCUCUCCUCGCAGGACCCGGGUCAAAUGGUCCUGGCUGCCCGCCACCGCCGCCGCCGCCACCGCCCCCGCCCCCGCCCCCGUUCCCCACCAGAGGUUCGCCAGGGAGACCGAGGUCAUGGUCGCCAUGGGGAACCGCCACCGCAGCUACGGCAACUUCCGGGGCCGCGUGCGCCUGCGGCGCUCGGCGCCCGGGGACAUGUCGCUGGUGAUCAACGAGCUGCAGCUGAACGACACGGGGCGGUACCGCUGCGAGGUGAUCGACGGGCUGGAGGACGAGAGCGUGACGGUGGAGCUGGAGCUGCGGGGUGUGGUGUUUCCCUACUUCUCCAAAGAAGGACGUUACCGUUUCAACUUCUUCGGCGCCCAGGAGGCCUGCCAGGACCAGGACGCCACUCUGGCCACCUUCGAGCAGCUCUUCACGGCGUGGGAGGAAGGGCUGGACUGGUGCAACGCCGGCUGGCUGGCUGACGGCACCGUGCAGUAUCCCAUCACGGUUCCCCGGGACGGCUGCGGCGGCGAGGACCUAGCUCCCGGCCUGCGCAGCUACGGCCCGCGGCACCGGCACCACCACCACUACGACGCUUUCUGCUUCUCCGCCUCCAUCAAAGGCUCCGUGUACUUCCUGAAGCAUCCGACCAAACUCAACUUCACCGAAGCGCUCCGGGCGUGCGAGAGUGACGGGAGUCAGAUCGCCAAAGUGGGACAGAUGCACGCCGCCUGGAGGCUGAUGGGACUGGACCGCUGUGACGCGGGCUGGCUCGCCGAUGGGAGCGUCCGCUAUCCCAUCACAAAGGCCCGGGCGAACUGCGGCCCUCCAGAACCAGGCGUUCGCAACUUCGGCUUUCCUCCCCUGCACCUGAAAUUUGGCGUCUACUGUUACCGGUAGAUGAUCCGCCUCCAGCGCAAGACAAAAACUCUUCAAACUGGUUAGAAAGCUGAGCGUGGGAGGUUCCCAUUACCUGCAACCUGAAGGCGAAUUACCAGUUUGUUCAUUUCUGAGCUCUUGUAAAGUGAUGCUGUGGAGGUUUUGAUCUCUCUCCUCUUUAAUCAGACCAACAUCUGAAGUUAACUACCAGUCUACUACUGUUAAGCUAUGCACGUCCGACAUGUCUUACAUCCAAUGCUUGAGAAACAAUCUACACUGUCUGGACUGGAGCAUUUCCACCUCACCUCGGUAUUGAAUACAGCGGGCAUUAGGACGCUGCUCGAGAGAAACAUGGCUAUUCUGUGAAGGUUUCUGCUGGAACCGUCAUCUACUCACUCACAACAUUACAGGAUCUACACCACGUCUGCAAGUUCAGCUGAAAUAAGAUGCAAAACCUGCACAAUAUUAAUGUCUGUGAUUCUAAUUUUACAGGGUUUGGAAUCAACAGUUGGCCAGUUUCUUAUUGGUGUGUUUUUACUGUUGCAUUUAGGUUUGUUCUCAUCAUGAGAAAGGGAAUCUGAACUUCAAAACAGCCCCACUCAGCUAGAUACGUUAUGAAAGCUAGCUCACAGGAAAAUUUGCUGCGCAGAAAACCUCAUUCUGAGCUCAAAUCCAGCCUGGACAACAUGAUCGAGAUUCUACGGUAUGCGGACAUGCAUUUGUCUUCAUGCUUAAAGCUGAGAAAGAUGUUGAAACUCCAAAACAUCUUGAAAUCCGCUCACUGAUGUCCACUUGUAAUGCCACUCACUCAACACAACAAACAUCUUACAGUGAACACUGCAGCGAAACGUCAACAUUCAUUCUGAGGAGCUUCAUUCCAAACCUCGGUGCCUUGUCAAAGGUCACCUGGAUGUGCUUUACGGUCCAUUAAAACACUUCACCCUGGCUACCUGCAGGUUAUUUCCUCUCAAGACGACGUCUAACAAUGUGAAAUAUGUAUCCCAUGUUUUUAACGUGUAAUAUGUGUGUGUUUAUCUGUUGAAAGGUGAUUGAGAGUAGUGGUCUGUGUCGGAGGAAGCAGCAGCUCUGAGUGUUUCUCUCCAUUGUGCUCAUAUUCUCACUUGUUUCUGAAAAUUAUUGAAGAAAAAAUUAAUUGGUGUUGCAUCACAUGCAUGUACCUUCUUUUGUUUUACUUAUGCCUGCAUAUUUGUACUUUUUUCAACAAAUUAAUAAAAUCAC
Molecule: messenger RNA, 2504 nt
Organism: Salarias fasciatus (jewelled blenny)
Lineage: Eukaryota; Metazoa; Chordata; Actinopteri; Blenniiformes; Blenniidae
Gene: hapln3
Product: hyaluronan and proteoglycan link protein 3
Exons: 5
Coding region: 150-1286 (378 amino acids)
Biological process (GO): glial cell differentiation; skeletal system development; cell adhesion
Cellular component (GO): perineuronal net; synapse
Molecular function (GO): hyaluronic acid binding
Source: RefSeq, a predicted model, not a curated record